Molecule: messenger RNA, 389 nt
Organism: Symbiodinium sp. CCMP2456
Lineage: Eukaryota; Dinophyceae; Suessiales; Symbiodiniaceae
Source: the annotation of a GenBank genome assembly
GUCUUUCCAUGCUUGGCGCCAGGCAUGGUUCGUGCUGUCCCUGCUGGCAGCCUGCUGGGCGACGGACGAGCUGGAUGGGGCAGACUCAGAGAUUCGAGUCAAGCCUCACGUCCUUGAGGUGAUUGAGAAGGAGAGCAAGCAGCCUGAUCCCAAUGUGGAGAUCAGGGUUUUGCAACGCCACGGGCGUGCCCCGAUACCGCCGGCUAUGGGCAUGAGCCCGAGCUCGGAGGAGGAGCUCAUGCGCGAGUUCGAUGAGGUGACCAUCGAGUGGAAAACCUCGGAGUUAAUUAGCAGCAUCCUUUUGCGACUGCCAGAGAGGCAGCAGGAGUUGCUAAAAUCCAACGCCACCUUCGACGGUUACAAGUUCUUCACUGGGCCGAACGGAGAAU